CGCCGCAUUGGCGCUUUCAGUUGAAUUUUAGAUGCGCAUGCCCUCUCAACUUUCUUCUCUCUUGUCACUUCCGGGUAGCUAACUCAGUUGUCACGUAGAAAAAAACUACGAAAUCCAUUUGACUGAAUCAAGAGACACAAAUUCAUCAUUCUGGUUUUAAAACAGAUCGUGAGAGGGUUUGGACUUAGGACCUUGUUUACCUCUGUUUCACACAGAAUGGCGAAGUACAAUGUUAUGUUUGUCCUAGGAGGUCCUGGUGCAGGAAAGGGUACCCAGUGUGAGAAAAUAGUCAAGGAAUAUGGCUAUGUACAUUUAUCUGCUGGUGACCUUUUAAGGCAGGAAAGAAAUAGACAAGGAUCCCAGUUUGGGGAGGAAAUACAGUCUCACAUCAAAAAUGGAACAAUAGUACCUGUUGAAAUUACAUGCUCUCUCUUAAGAAGGGCAAUGGAAACAAGUGAAGGAAAAGACACAUUUUUGAUUGAUGGCUUUCCUAGGAAUCAGGACAAUUUAGAAGGAUGGAAAAAAGCAAUGGAUGAAAUAUCAGUUGUGAAAAUGGUUUUAUUUUUUAACUGUAGUGAGGAAGUAUGUAUACAGAGAUGUCUAAGUCGAGGACAGACUAGUGGUAGAGCAGAUGACAAUAUGGAAAGUUUAAAGAAAAGAAUACAUACAUAUUCAAACUCCACAUUGCCAAUUAUAGAAUAUUAUAGAAAAUUAAAUUUAUUAAAAGAAAUCAGUGCUGAUAAAUCUACAGAUGAGGUUUUUGAAGAAGUAAAGAAAGCUCUAGCAACGAUCAGUUCUUAACAGUAGUUAAAUUUAAUUGAUAUUUAUGUUAUCUGUGGGUUUUUAUGUGCAACUUUUUUUUAAAUGUGAUUGUUAACUGCUAUCGUCUACAAACAUGCUGUUAGUCCUGUUAUAACAUGCCUCACUAAAUCAAUUAUAACAUAUCUCACAUAAUCAAUUACUGUGAAAGUCCUUUUAUUCAUGGGUAUCAAUUUUCUAGGUUGAGCCACAGUUACAUGUAAGUGAGUUGGUGAUACAACUAUGUAUGCAUAUAAUAUAUAUAUUUUUGGCACAUUCGUUAAAAAUUAUAAGGAAAAUUACCCCUUGAAAUGGCUUAAACAUGAAUUAUUUGUGUUAUAACAUCAGUUUUGGUCGUAUUUUCAAUAAUUCUUAGCAGUUUAAAUUAUUAUUUUCUUUUGUUGCCAACCAUGAUCUAGAAAGUUUGUGUCAAGGUCAUAUUUGGCCUAAAGUGAACCCUGUCCUUGCCAUGCUAUUCACAGAGAGAAACAAAAAUUGGUACUCCAAAAUAUUAAAGUAUUUUCACAGUAUGAAAUGUCUGUCCAAAUUAAUUAUGACAUGUCUAAUCAAACCAGAAAUUUUGUAUUUUUGAUGCAUCAAAACCAAGAUAAAUUAUUAGAAAUGCUUGAUUUGAUAGUAUGAAAUGCUCUAAUACUUUUUGAUGAAAUACUGGUUGAAAUAUAUUUUGCAUUCAACAUAUUUUGCAUUAAUCCAAUGGUUGACGUGUUACUUCAUAUUUCCUUUUUGGAGAAAAAUUUAAUAAA
This is a messenger RNA of Mytilus trossulus (common blue mussel), 1562 nucleotides long. Its product is annotated as UMP-CMP kinase-like. The coding region runs from base 217 to 801 and encodes 194 amino acids. The transcript has 7 exons. Gene Ontology annotation, biological process: UDP biosynthetic process; 'de novo' pyrimidine nucleobase biosynthetic process; CDP biosynthetic process. The record is from RefSeq and is a predicted model, not a curated record. Gene Ontology annotation, molecular function: UMP kinase activity; ATP binding. Gene Ontology annotation, cellular component: cytoplasm; nucleus. Lineage: Eukaryota; Metazoa; Mollusca; Bivalvia; Mytilida; Mytilidae.